Messenger RNA from Physella acuta, 1781 nucleotides. RefSeq names its product 3 beta-hydroxysteroid dehydrogenase type 7-like. The record is from RefSeq and is a predicted model, not a curated record. Lineage: Eukaryota; Metazoa; Mollusca; Gastropoda; Physidae. Gene Ontology annotation, biological process: steroid biosynthetic process. Gene Ontology annotation, molecular function: oxidoreductase activity, acting on the CH-OH group of donors, NAD or NADP as acceptor.
AUGACGUCAUUAUCAUACGAUACAGCUGUAGGCUUAAGAACCCAGAAAGAGGAGGAUGAUUCUCAACAAGAGACACAGGAAACUCCUGAGCCGGCAGUUCUAGACGUCCAAAGUUCUGGCACGACAGGAGACACCUCAGUUGGUCACUUUAAAUGUCCGUUCUCAGACCAAACUGUUGAAGCUGACAAUCAAACCUUGGACUUGACACAGUCUAAAAUAUCAUUCCACAAAGGACACGGGGUCAAGUCAGUCCCUCCACAUACACGUACAAAGUCUGGGCCAGAGAACACUGCUGUUGCUGUAGCGCCCAGCGAAGAAAACAGCACCCUGAAUGUGGCGCCGAAUGUGACAAACGGUGCCCUGAAUGUGGCGCCAAAUGUGACCAACGGUGCCCCGAAUGAGGGACCAAAUGUAAAUAAUAGCGAUCUUGGUGUGACGCCAAACUUAGACGGCAAAGACCACAGCGCUGUAGCGGCGACCCAGGACAAGAAAGAAGCGUCAGAGCAAGAUGGCGACAUUGUUGUAGUGACGGGUGGGUGUGGCUUCCUAGGGCAGCACAUAGUGAAGAUGCUCCAGCUGCGAGCGACGCACGUGUCGGAGAUUUGGGUCUACGACGUCAACCCGUUUCAACAGAAGUUAGAGUACCAGGCUACGAAGAAGGUUAAAUCUAUAACCGGAAGCGUCACCGACGCCAGGUAUGUGACCCACGCCCUGAAGGGCGCCAAGUCUGUCAUCCAUGUGGCGGGCUGCGCCAGCUGGGGAACGUUUCCCGACUUCGAAGGCAUGGAGAGGGUUAACACCACAGGGACUCUGAACGUGCUCAACGCUUGCCUAAAGAACAACGUGGAGAGACUGAUAUACUGCAGCACGGUGGAUGUGGCUAUAGGCCACCAGCCCAUCCGAGGGGGGGACGAGACCAACACCCCCGUGCCGGACACGUUUCUCUUCCCCGGCUACCCAGAGACCAAGUACAACGGCGAGCGGGUACUGCUGGCCACACCAAAGGACAAGAGAGGGGGUACACUUCAAACAGCCGUGCUGAGGGCGAAUGUCUGCUAUGGUGAACUGGAUAGCUCUUAUGUGAUUAAUGCAUUGAAGUCUGCUAAACAGAAUAAUGGAGUUUUGUAUCAGGUGGGUGAUGGGAGCGCCAUGUUCCAGCAAGCCUAUGUUGGCAACACUGCCUGGGCGUUUGUGUGUGCCGACCUGGCAAUGAAGAACAACCCCCAGCUCAGUGACCAGAUUUUUUACAUCCCAGACAACACGCCCAUCCAGAACAGUUUCAACUUCAUCCGCCCAUAUCUUGAGGCUCGGGGCUUCCGGCUGGCGCCAAGGCCUCUGCCCUACCCUCUGAUGCACGGUGCCGUGUCACUGGCGGAGCUUUUCGUCAAGGGUUUGUCUCCCCUGGUUAGGCUGAGCCUUCCAGCCCAGUCCCACACCUUACAGUACAUCAACACUGACCUCUACUUCUGUGGGAACAAGGCUCGCAAGAUGUUGAACUUUGAACCUAUUUUCAGCCCUAAUGAGGCCAGAGCACAGUCUUUAAAAUACUACACAGCUGUCAAUUUGGAUGAAAAGCCAAGCCAAGAAUUAAAGCCACCAAAAUAAUUUUAUCGUUCAUAUUAAAACUAAUUAUUUAAAACAACAGUUUUACUGGUUUUAUAUUUUGUCAUGUUUUAAAUUUUAAUACUAAUUUUCAGUCCUUGAUGACAAAAGAGAUUUAAAAACAAAGUCGCCCAACUAAAGACAUCGGCUAUGAGAAAUAAAUCCAGUUAACAUUCCAC